CGCGCGCUCAGACCUUCCGGCUCUACCGGUGGCGCGGGCGGCGGUAAAAUGUCUGUUCCAGGAUCCUACCAGGCGGCCGCCGGGCCUUCCUCGGUGCCAACUGCACCCCCAUCCUACGACGAGACAGUGGCCGUCAACAGUUACUUCCCCAUGCCUCCUGCCCUCGUGCCGGGGCCGACCACAGGGCUGGUGACCGGCCCAGACGGCAAGGGCAUGAAUCCGCCUGCCUACUACACGCAGCCAAUGCCCGGCCCCAACGCCAAUGCAAUUGCUGUGCAGACCGUGUACGUGCAGCGGCCUGUCUCCUUUUUUGACCGUCCGGUCCAGAUGUGCUGUCCUUCCUGCAACAAGGUGAUCGUGACUCAGCUGUCCUAUAAUGCUGGAGCCCUCACCUGGCUCUCCUGCGGGAGCCUGUGCCUGCUGGGGUGCAUAGCGGGUUGCUGCUUCAUCCCCUUCUGUGUGGAUGCCCUGCAGGACGUGGACCACUACUGUCCCAACUGCAAAGCUCUCCUGGGCACCUACAAGCGCUUGUAGGACUCGGCCCGACCUGCAGGGCGCUGCAUGCUGCCGGAAGCGCUCUCCGCCUCUCACCCCAUCCCGCCCCUGGUGUGUGUGUGUGGGGGGGUCCCACCUCGGUAGCCGCAUCUCUCCAGGGGCUUCACCUUCGUGUCUUCUUUUGGGGGAAAAAAUAUCGCAAAAGUAACACACCUCCUCCAGAACCCCAGAGAUUGCUGCUUGGAGGUGUGCACAGGACAUGCAAAGACAUUCACCUCGAGUGCUGGUUCCCACCUACCGUGUCGCCAAGUCACCCCACCUGACUGUUGCCCCAUCGGAAUGUCUUCUGGCGAUUGGCCAUCGGCUGGCUUCACUUCUUGCCUCCGUGGGCCUUUCUGGGGGGAGGUCUCAAGCUGAGAAGCCACAGGUUGCCUUAUUUUUCAAGACUGUUCUGGCCCGAAUACGGCCGACUCCGCCUUUAGUGCCUGCGUCCGUCCACCUGUUCCCAUUUCUGGUGACAAAAAUCUUUGCCUCGUCGGCGAAGGGCUUGGCUCUCAGAGCCUGUCACUGUGGGCUUUUCAUUAGCACACAAAUUCACUUUACUUUCUUCAUUCCUUUUUUAAGUGCCAGGGGGAGCUAUUCCCACCCACGAGGUCCUACAUGUGAGCUGGAGAUGCAGGUACCGCGGACCUGCCCCCCGCCCCCCAACCCCAUUCUCGGCACCAGAUCCUCAGCCCCUUCCGGGGAAGGGCUUUUUUUCUUCUAGAGGAAUUGUUUGUCUUAACAACCAUUUUUUCUGACCUCCUUUUCGUCUUCAUUUUGAAAUAUAGAACCAUUUUUCUUAACCAUAUGAUUGCUACCACUUCCUAUUGAUCAAUGCAUUCUUUUUUUUUUUUUUUUUUGGUCCUUAACAGAAAAAGCAAUGGAUAAUUUUAUCCUUUUAUCCACUGCCUCUACUUGGGUUUAGUGCAGUUCUUAAAAACAUCUGUAAUGGGACUCUUCAAGGGGGACCUCUUUGGGAAACCCAGUGGUGUGUUUAGAGAGACAGAGGAAUGCACAGGGUGAGCACAUCUGGGUACCAUGGUGCUGGAGAGCUUGGGGACCUGACGCUUCAAAGGAAUCUAAAUUCUGAUUUUAUUUUUCAGAAAUAGAAUUUGUUGUAGGACAUCAGAAGACAUUAUUUCUAGGACUCAAUCAACAAGCCAGAGUUCUCAGUUAGUGCUGCGUCAUCUCUGAAAUCAAGAUAAAGCUGGGCUCGACUUCCUCGAGAGUCCCCGUUUUGAUAAUAAAUAGGCACAGGGAAUGCAUGUGAAUAAUAAUAUGUAGAAAUCAAGCCUAGACCUGGAACGAAAAUCUGUAUAUUGGCCAAAAAUUAUAGCUGUAACCAGUGAUCCAGCUUAUUCAUUCGAUGUUUUGAAAGUUCCAGUAAUUAUUUUUGCAACAAAUACGGAUACUUCAUAGUACUUUGGUGUUAUCUGCUUUUGAAAAAAUAAAGUCUUUGGUUCACUCAGUGAACUAUUUAUCAGUUC
This is a messenger RNA of Neomonachus schauinslandi (Hawaiian monk seal), 2024 nucleotides long. It is a transcript of the gene LITAF, whose product is annotated as lipopolysaccharide induced TNF factor. The coding region runs from base 49 to 534 and encodes 161 amino acids. The record is from RefSeq and is a predicted model, not a curated record. NCBI's taxonomy places the organism in Eukaryota, Metazoa, Chordata, Mammalia, Carnivora, Phocidae. The transcript is spliced from 4 exons. Gene Ontology annotation, molecular function: zinc ion binding. Gene Ontology annotation, biological process: regulation of cytokine production.